AACCUUUGUCGGUGCACUGGAUACAGGCCGAUAAUCGAGGGACUCAAAACCUUCACGUCGGAGUUUCAGUGCUGCAAAGGUGAGAAUGGAGGUGAAUGCACAUGCAUGAACGGCGCUGAUACCACGACACCAGAAGAGGAAGAGUAUCCUCGACUCGUUCAACAGAGCCACCUUAUCCCUUUCGAUCCUACUCAAGAACCCAUUUUCCCUCCCGAACUUCAGGCAGGUUUCAAUCAACUGAUUUUGGUUCUGAAUCCGAAGUACGCGGCUGACAGCCUUGUAUUUAAAGGAUCUCGCGUGACGUGGUAUCGACCGGCAUCCCUGGAAGAAAUGUUAAGAUUGAAAACAGCAUAUCCAGAGGCCAGGAUAGUUCAUGGCAAUACAGAAGUCGGUAAGCACGAGAACAAUGACUAUCGAAUUCUAAUUGAACGGAAUGAUACAGUAGUGUAUGAUCCAUCCAUUAGCUCUGGAGAUCAAGUUCAAGGAUUGCAAGUAUCCCGUGAUGAUCAGUCCGACGGCAGUACAAGAACUGCACCAAGUGCAGGUUCGGGAUACUGGGCUGGGAACAUCGUGACCAGCAGCCCCAUCUCCGACCUCAAUCCCCUCUUUCAAGCCGUCCAGUCUCGCAUCUUCCUUCAGAGUUCAGAACACAUGGAGAUGACCUUUGUGCAGGUGCCAGGAGGGCAGCCAAAAUGGGACGCAGUCGGGAGGCCGAUGGUAGCGAAGUCCGCGUACCAUCAGGCGACAGGGGAAGCCCAAUACGUGGACGACAUACCUCGACGGGACAAUGAAGCGCAUCUCGUUCUCGUCUACAGCUGUCGCAGUCAUGCAAAGUUGGUACAUGUGGAUCCAAACCCAGCUCUUGACAUCAAGGGUGUCAUCGGAUGGGUGGGAGAAGAAGAUCUCCCUGGGGAAAGAAAUCUCUUCGGGGAAACUAGUGACGAGUUCGUCUUCCGACGGGAUAAGGUGACUAGCGAUGGCCAGGUCAUUGGUGGAAUCCUGGCGGAGACGAGGGAGAUAGCCAAAAUCGCUGCUAAAGCCGUCCGAGUCGAGUAUGAAGAUUUGCAACCUAGAAUCAUCACAAUUGAGGAAGCGAUAAAGGAGCAAGAAUUUUUUUGGGAGGACUGGACGGAGAUCGGCAACGUGGAUGAAGCUCUGUCCCAGGCCCCUCACGUCCUCGAAGGCCAGGUCAGAGUUGGAGGUCAGGAACACUUCUAUUUGGAACCCCAGUCCUGCAUCGUCACACCAUUGCAGGAACAUGAUGAAUUUCUCAUCUACGCCUCCACUCAGGAACCGUCGUAUGCGCAAGAAGCUGUUGCAGAAGCCCUGGGCAUACAAUACAACCGGGUGACAUGCAAGGUGAAGAGAAUCGGCGGUGGAUUUGGAGGGAAAGAGACUAGGAGUGUCAUUCACGCCAUUCCUGCUGCUGUUGCCGCUCGGAAAUUCGGUCGAUCGGUACGAUGUGUCCUGGACAGAGACGCGGACAUGACCUCCACCGGAGGACGCAAUCCUUUCCUGGGCAGAUACAAGGUCGGCUUCACCCCCGACGGGAGGGUACUUGCUCUCGACGUCACCAUGUACGCCAACGCUGGUUACAGCCUCGACCUUUCCCAAUACGUGAUGAUUAAAGCCAUGUGUGGCGCAACAAAUGCCUACCGUAUACCGAAUGUGAGAGUCAGAGGCUACGUAUGCAAGACUAACAUUUCCUCGAACACGGCUUUCCGGGGGUUCGGGUCACCCCAGGCCAUGAUGAUAUGCGAGCAGUGGAUGCAGGAUGUCGCCGAGCUCCUCCGCUUGGACCCUGUCAUGGUGCGAGAGAAGAACCUGUUCAAAGAGGGAGACCAGACUCUUCAGACCAACAUCCUCACCCACUGCACCGUUCGAAGAUGCUGGGAAGAAUGUCUCAAGAAUUCCGAUUUCUUCUACCGGCGAGGACUCGUCCAGAAAUUCAAUAGAGAGAAUCAAUGGAAGAAAAGGGGACUGGCGAUGAUCCCGACGGCAUAUGGGAUUUCUUUUGGGAUUCGAUUCCUGAAUCAAGGAGGAGCGCUGGUUCACAUCUACACCGACGGCUCCGUCCUCCUCAAUCACGGCGGGGUGGAGAUGGGGCAAGGACUUCAUACCAAGAUGAUCCAGGUAGCAAGCCGUGCGUUGGGCUUGCCGGUGUCGUACUUCCAUACGAUCGAGACUUCCACAGACACGGUGCCUAACACCAGCCCCACGGCUGCCUCCAUGGGGUCCGACCUUAAUGGACCGGCCAUCAUCGAAGCAUGCGAGACGCUAAAGCAAAGGUUGGAACCCUUCAUGAGGGAAAACCCAAAGGGAAGCUGGGAAGAUUGGGUGAAGGCCGCCUAUUUCAACCGGGUCAGUCUCUCUGCCACUGGAUACUGUCGAACUGCCGGAGGAAGCAACUGGAAGCAAGGUGACACUUUUCCUUAUUAUUGUUAUGGUGCGGCUUGUUCAGAAGUGGAGGUCGACUGUCUAACCGGAGACCACAAGGUACUGAGAACAGAUAUCGUGAUGGACGUGGGGGAGAGCCUGAACCCGGCCAUCGACAUCGGACAGGUGGAAGGAGCCUUUAUUCAGGGAUAUGGGUUAUUUCUCCUUGAGGAAGUGGUAUACUCACCCGAGGGAAAGAUCUUGACCCAAGGACCUUCCACUUAUAAGAUACCUGGAUUCGGGGACAUCCCCGAGGAGUUUAACGUUUCCCUGCUCAAAGGAAGCCCCAACGUCCACGCUGCAAUCGGAGAGCCUCCCCUGUUCCUGUCGGCCAGCAUCUUCUUCGCGGUGAAGGAAGCCAUCGCGUCCGCCAGACAGGAGAGGAACUUGUCGAGGAUUUUCAAACUAGACUCCCCCGCCACAGCCGAAAGGAUCCGGAUGGCCUGCCAGGAUCAAUUCACUGACAAGUUCAAAGAAGAGGAACCGGGAACUUUCAAGCCUUGGUGCAUCCAAGGCAAAUUGACCAAGACUAAUACGAGGUCAGGCUGUGGUGAAGGGACAAGGAGAAAAGAGAUCCGUAUUCAUCGUCGGCGUCUUGAGGCGGAGAUGGGAAAAGAUUCGGGAGCUCAGGUUCCUUUCAGUCUGUUUCCCGGUGCAGGGAUUGAGCAUGUUAGGGACGAAACAGGGUCGGUGGUGUCCUCGGAGUCAGUUGAGGAGGUGUCGGUGGUCCUUCAUGAUGGGCCCAACGAUCUGGCUCUGAAAUCACAUGGCCAAGUUCAGGCAGAUUGGACGGUGCCGCAAGAGGAGAGCGAGAGGGAAUGGGAAUUUCUUGUUGCAAUCCAGGAUGCUCUCUUCACACAGCACUUCAAGAAC
This is a messenger RNA of Darwinula stevensoni, 3309 nucleotides long. Lineage: Eukaryota; Metazoa; Arthropoda; Ostracoda; Podocopida; Darwinulidae. The record is from the annotation of a GenBank genome assembly.